Molecule: messenger RNA, 3414 nt
Organism: Annulohypoxylon maeteangense
Lineage: Eukaryota; Fungi; Ascomycota; Sordariomycetes; Xylariales; Hypoxylaceae
Product: DUF221-domain-containing protein
Exons: 3
Coding region: 288-3278 (996 amino acids)
Cellular component (GO): plasma membrane
Molecular function (GO): calcium-activated cation channel activity
Source: RefSeq, a predicted model, not a curated record
CGAUUAUAACGGCCGCCUUUGUUGGGGGAUAAUAGCUUGUCUUUUACCGGAACGAGUACUUCGCAGAACCGAAUACGAUUUGUCGGGCUUCGUCUGUACCCAACUCCUACGAGAUCAAUAUACCUGGAGGAUAUCUUAUUGUAUAUAUUACGUUAAUAUCCCGAAUGCUUCCUAUGCGAUUUUGAAAACGCUCGAACGACCGAUAACCGCGGGGGCCCCUUAAAGGCAAGGAGGCAAUUGUUGGGAACCACUUCGUCCACUGACCCUCUACGGGUCUAUACGAUAGGAUGGAUGUUUGGAUCCAGGUACAGCACGUAACGUCUAGGCGGGAUCUAAAUCCGGCCGAAGAAUUGUUACAGCUGCUGAGGAACCCCUUUAAACAAACGCUUACAGAUGGUGCUAUAUGGUCUGCCUUGGGCACGUCCGUGGGAUUUACUGCUUUUAUAGCUAUCGCUUUCUCGUUCCUCCGACCUUAUAACUCUGUCGUUUACGCACCGAAACUUAAACAUGCCGACGAAGAACAUGCGCCGCCUCCAAUCGGCAAAGGCUAUCUGGCAUGGAUCCCGCCCUUGUGGAGGACGACCGAGAAAGAUAUGAUCGCUCACGCAGGGAUGGACGCUGCAAUCUUCAUGAGGUUCACUAUUAUGUGCCGUAACAUCUUCCUUGUGCUUGGCGUCGUAGGAUGCGGUAUCCUGCUACCCGUAUACUAUACGCUUAAUAGCGACAAGACGGGUAACCAGAAAUGGUUCAUGAGACUCACACCUUCUAACGUCAACGAUCAACCUAUUUGGGCGGUGGUGGUUACGGCCUACCUAUUCAACUUCAUCAUCAUCGGGUUUAUCUGGUUUAACUAUAGACAAGUUUUACAGCUUAGACGGGUGUACUUUAAAACCAAGGAGUACCAACAGAGUUUAUCUGCGCGGACCUUGAUGUUAAACGACAUUCCAAAGAAAUACUCUAAUGAUGAAGGUAUUGCUAGGAUCAUUGACGAUGUUAUCCCUCACGCUUCGUUUGCUAGGACUGCUGCUGCUCGCAAUGUUAGGGACUUGCCUAGUUUGAUCCAACAGCACGAUCAUACCGUUCGGAAGCUUGAGAAGGUGUUGGCCAUAUAUCUGAAGGACCCUUCAAACCUGCCGGCUGGCCGACCGAUGUGCAGACCUUCCAAGAAGGACCCCUCUUUCACUACCUAUCCUAAAGGGCAGAAAGUCGAUGCUAUCGAAUAUCUGACUCAACGAAUUAGAGAGCUCGAAGUCGAAGUUAAAGAGGCACGAGCGAACAUAGACAAGCGCAGUACUUUGUCGUACGGCUUUGCUAGCUAUGACGACAUUUCCGAAGCUCACAGCAUCGCAUACGCCCUACGCAAGAAGAAGCCACAUGGAGCCACGAUUGUGUUAGCGCCGAGACCAAAUGACAUUAUUUGGGACAACAUGCCUCUGACACCAGCGACUCGAAGCUGGAGAAGGAUCAUUAUCAACGUCUGGAUUAUCCUACUAACGCUAAUCUGGGUUGCGCCCAGUGCGAUGAUUGCUAUUUUCUUGGUCAACUUGAGUAACUUAGGCUUAGUUUGGCCGGCAUUCCAGGCCCAGCUGUCCGGGAAUACUGGCUUCUGGUCCAUCGUGCAGGGUGUGGCUUCUCCGGCUGUGCUAUCUCUCGUCUACUUGGUACUUCCCAUCAUCUUCCGCCGUCUUUCUAUAAGAGCUGGUGACCGCACAAAGACGGGUCGCGAGCGCCACGUCGUCGGCAAGCUAUACGCCUUCUUCGUCUUUAACAAUCUUAUCGUCUUCUGUCUCUUCAGCACCAUUUGGAAUUUGGUUUCCUCGGUUGCCAACGAUCCGCAGAAAGCUUGGGAUACCUUGUCGAACUUCGGUGUAACCUUAUUCAUCUCUCUAUGCGACAUCUCCUCGUUCUGGGUCACUUGGCUGCUACAGAGAAACUUGGGUGCCGCCGUCGACUUGGCCCAAUUAUGGACUCUCAUCUACAGCUUCUUCAUGCGCAAGUUUUCGAGUCCAACGCCUAGAGAGAUGAUCGAGCUUACGGCACCUCCGUCCUUCGAUUAUGCCAGCUACUAUAAUUAUUUCUUGUUCUACGCUACGGUGGCUUUGUGCUUCGCCGGUCUCCAGCCCCUCGUCCUCCCGGCUGCCGCGCUGUACUUUUCCAUCGAUGUUUGGCUAAAGAAGUACUUAUUACUAUACAUCUUUGUCACCAAAACCGAGUCUGGUGGUAUGUUCUGGCGGGUGCUGAUCAAUCGCUUCAUUUUCGGCACGGUUCUCUCAAACUUGGUGGUAUUUUUGACGGCUUGGGUGCAUGGAGAUGGAACCCAUACGAUGGCCUUCGCAUCUGUACCUUUGCCGUUUAUCAUGGUUAUCUUUAAAGUUUACUGCUCCCGAACUUUCGAUGCCAAGAUCCACUUUUAUUCGACUCGCAACAUCCAAAAGCAUCCAGAGGGGGCAAUGCCUAAGGAUCCGUUGCGGUCGGUUGGUCUUGCUCAUCGGUUCGGUCACCCGGCCCUCUAUAAGCCUCUCAUCACGCCUAUGGUGCACGCAAAAGCCCAGAAUAUUCUGGCUUCUAUAUACAAGGGACGUCUGUCGGAUGGCCGCGAAGCCUACUCUGGAGAUACGAUGUCCACGUCCGGCUAUUCCGAUGCCUAUGUCAUGAACCCGAUGCACGCCGGCAAGCCUGGUAAGGUAGCACACCUUCCGGGAUUCGAAAUAGUACCGGAGUCGAGACUUGAUUUUGAAUAUUAUAAAACACGUGCCGAAUUCGCAUCUGAGCACGGCGGCGGCGAUAUAUUCGGUCGCUCCAAUGACAUCAUGCGCCCCGGUACACCUGGUAGUAGCAUGUGGAACGGUAGCGAACCGAAUUCUAGGUCUGGAAGCCCUACAAUUCCGAAUAUGCCUAGAAUGGAUAGCCCGGGUAGAGUGUUCUCGCCCAAUUCAGAUAUAGGCAUGACAUACCCAAGUGGAUACUCUCAACCGCUAGGUAGUCCUUACGCCGUUGAGACAGGGCCCGGUCGCUCGCGUAGUCCAUUAUACUCACAAGGAAAUGAUAGUGCAUCGAACCUGGUGGGAAAUGCGGCAGCGAUGCCUGUCGCCGCGCCUAUAUCUGGAAGAGAGCGCAGUGUAGAGCGUCCAGCCAGAGCGCCGGGUGGAGUAGGAAUGCUAGGAGGUGGUCCGCGGGGGUACGGCGGUUUACCCCAAGAAGAAGACUUCGGCCCCGAGCACCACGACCCCAUGCAAUACAACUACUUCCGAGAAGCACGGGCCCCGCGUAGAUUUUAGCCGGAGCUAAUUUCUAGCGAGACGGGAAGCGAAGGAACGAUUGUACAUACAUACGACUCAGCGUGAGAUCAUCAAAAAACAUGCGUGGCUUUUGUUUAUAGAGGGAGGGUGUUUUCCUCAGGCGGCAUACCUUGGC